Cornus florida is the source of this 4990-nucleotide messenger RNA. Its product is annotated as protein CHROMATIN REMODELING 8. NCBI's taxonomy places the organism in Eukaryota, Viridiplantae, Streptophyta, Magnoliopsida, Cornales, Cornaceae. Gene Ontology annotation, biological process: transcription-coupled nucleotide-excision repair. The transcript is spliced from 8 exons. The coding region runs from base 904 to 4599 and encodes 1231 amino acids. The record is from RefSeq and is a predicted model, not a curated record. Gene Ontology annotation, molecular function: ATP-dependent chromatin remodeler activity; ATP binding. Gene Ontology annotation, cellular component: nucleus.
AUUAAAUCUUUAAUGCCUAUUUUUUCUUAUAGUACAUAGUGCAAUUGUGAAUACCUAAAAGAGAAAUAUGCAAAUCACAAGUUUAUUUGUUUUAAAAUUCGGGCUCUUUUGAUCGCGAAUCAUUGCAUAUGCGUUUUCUCAUAUAUGUGUAUAUGUAUUAUACUUGCAUAUAGGUAUGUGAUUGAAAUAUGAAUUGACAUGCUCUAUCAUAUUGUAGUGGGGACAGAUCAUAUUGUAGUGGACAGAGAGGUGUUGAAGGUAGUUUUUUGAUAAUCAUGUCUUGCAUAAUCUCAAUGUAGUGGACUGAGGUGAAAUUUUGUUUGGAAAUGAUGCAAGUUAAAUUUGUUGUGCAGUAACUGAAAUUUUAGGAGAACACUUGUUGCAUGUGACUCUGGUAUUACUUGUGGAGCGCAUUAGGUAGCUCAUGGAGAUGUGUUAAUAUAAUAUUUUUUUACCUAAUUUAAUCGUUGAUUAUAUGGAUUGUCAUAAAAAUGGUGAAUUUAGGGUUGCAUUCUGUUGAUUGAAUGAUGUAAAUUGGGUUUCUGCAUUAUGUUCCUUGUGCUGUCAAUACUUUCAUCUUGAUUUUCAGAACUUAGCUGCUGACAAUUUUUUUUUAAUUGAAUUCAUUUCGGCUUUUAUAUUGGGUUCUGCACUACAAUUCUGGGAUGCUUUGCUGAUGCAGAUGGUCGAUAAAAGAGGAUUUGUUGUUUUUUUUUAUAAGUACUAAAAGAGGAUUUGUUGUUUUUGAACAUAUGACCUUUGAUUGUUGGUAAGGAGUAAAAGCGAAAGCCCUCUUUGUGCCUUCUCAGUGGUUAAUUAACGAAUACUGACCUCUUGUCAUUGUGGGAGGUGGCUCGUCUUCACUUUAUUACGACAAUCAAACAAAAUAACUGAUUCAAUUCAAUGGAAGGAGAAGAAGAAGAUAGAGUUCUGUUAAGCAGUUUGGGUGUCACAUCUGCAAACCCUGAUGAUAUCGAGCGGGAUAUAUUAGCCAAGGCAAGAAACAAUGCUGGGGAUGGUAGUGAAGCUGGAGGGAGCUCGGAGGAGCAAGUUCUUGACAGAUCUAAAAGCAAUGAAUCGUCAUCUACCAGCCAUGCUGGCCUCUAUAAUAAAUUGAGAGCAGUAAAAAUUGAAAUAGAUGCUGUUGCAUCUAGUGUUGAACAGGUAAAGAACUUUGCAAGAAAUGAAGACACUGUUCCCGAUGGUAAUGAUGACAGAAAGCAGGGAGACACAGAGGAUGAACAAAUCAUUGUCCAGCCUUCUUCCAGUACCCUUCAGGAGGCCCUAGCUGCUGAACGGCUAAGAAGUCUGAAGAAAACGAAGGUUAAACUUGAGAGAGAAAUAUCAAUUUUAUGUAAGGAUGACCCGUCCAGUAUCAAGCAUGACUGCUUGAUUCAGAAUCUUGUUAAGGAAGAGAUUAAACCCAAGAGAAAAUUGAAAGAAGUUCAAAAAUCAAGCAAGGAUUUGAAAAAGCGAAAGAAAACUGUUUCAUUUGACGAGGAUGAUGAUUUUGAUGCAGUGUUAAAUGCAGCAUCUGCAGGAUUUGUUGAAACAGAAAGGGAUGAGUUGGUUCGGAAAGGAAUAUUAACCCCCUUUCAUAAGCUCAAGGGCUUUGAACGUCGUAUUCAACAACCAGGGCUGUCUAGCAGGCACAAUAUACCCCAGGAAGAAGACAAGACUGAUGUUCUUGCUUCCACCAGCAUAGCCAGAGCUGUCCAGUCAAUGUCAGAGGCUGUGCAAGCUCGCCCAACAACCAAGCUGCUCAAUUCAGAAUCGCUGCCAAAACUUGAAGCGCCCACUCGUCCUUUCCAAAGGCUAAAAGCACCCCUGAAGAUCCCUCGGUCACUAGAGAGUGAGGUGGAGAAGAACAAAGAUACAAAAAGGAAAACAAGAAGGCCAUUGCCUGGCAAGAAAUGGAGAAAAUUAACUUCACUUGAGAAAGAACUUUUGGAAGAAACUGAAGAUGCAAAAGAUGACUUGGUCAGCUCCAGUUAUGAAGAAGAAAACCAAGAAGUUGCUGGUGUUGAUGAUACUGAACCUCCUUUCAUGACACUUGAAGGUGGGCUGAGAAUCCCAGAAAACAUUUUCAGCAAACUUUUUGACUAUCAAAAGGUGGGGGUCCAGUGGUUAUGGGAACUCCAUUGUCAAAGAGCAGGUGGGAUCAUUGGAGAUGAAAUGGGUCUCGGUAAAACUAUCCAGGUCUUAUCUUUCCUUGGAGGAUUGCAUUUCAGUAAAAUGUACAAACCUAGCAUAAUUAUCUGCCCUGUCACUCUCUUGCGGCAAUGGAAGAGAGAAGCGCAAAAAUGGUACCCAGCCUUUCUUGUGGAGCUACUUCACGAUUCUGCAAACAAUCCAGUUAGUAGAAAGAAGCGUGCCAAAUCUUAUGACAGUGACUAUGAAAGUGAAGAACUGCUUGACAGUGAUAGUGAAGGAAAUUUAUCUUCUAGAAACACCAAAAAAUGGGAUACUUUAAUAAAUCGUGUUUUGAGGUCAGAGUCUGGGUUGCUAAUUACUACUUACGAGCAACUACGGUUGCUCGGGGAAAAGCUGGUUAACAUUGAGUGGGGUUAUGCAGUACUGGAUGAGGGACAUCGAAUUCGAAAUCCAAAUGCAGAAGUUACUUUAGUCUGCAAACAACUACAGACAGUUCACCGCAUAAUAAUGACAGGUGCACCAAUUCAGAACAAGCUGACUGAACUAUGGUCUUUGUUUGAUUUCGUUUUCCCCGGAAAGUUGGGUGUCUUGCCAAUAUUUGAGGCUGAAUUUGCAGUUCCCAUAUCUGUUGGUGGUUAUGCUAAUGCUUCGCCAUUGCAAGUAUCGACUGCUUACAGGUGUGCAGUGGUUCUACGUGACUUGAUAAUGCCUUACCUCCUUCGGCGAAUGAAGGCUGAUGUGAAUGCCCAACUUCCGAAGAAGACUGAACAUGUUCUCUUUUGCAGCCUUACUGAAGAGCAGCGAUCUGUCUACCGAGCAUUUCUUGCUAGCUCUGAGGUGGAACAGAUCUUUGAUGGGAACAGAAAUUCUCUUUAUGGAAUUGAUGUGAUGCGUAAAAUUUGUAACCACCCUGAUUUACUCGAGAGAGAGCAUUCCUGCCAAAAUCCGGACUAUGGCAAUCCUGAACGCAGUGGAAAAAUGAAAGUUGUUUCUCAAGUGCUUAAGGUGUGGAAGGAACAAGGUCACCGCGUUCUUCUUUUUGCACAAACUCAACAAAUGCUAGAUAUUCUUGAGAAUUUUCUAAUGGGAGGUGGCUACAAUUAUAGGAGAAUGGAUGGUCUCACUCCUAUAAAACAGAGAAUGACCUUAAUGGAUGAAUUUAACAACUCAGAUGAUGUAUUCGUAUUCAUUUUGACAACCAGGGUUGGCGGUUUGGGAACGAAUCUAACUGGCGCAAACAGGGUGAUCAUCUUUGACCCUGACUGGAACCCUUCAACUGACAUGCAGGCCAGGGAGCGUGCUUGGCGUAUUGGACAGACAAAGGAUGUAACAGUUUAUAGAUUGAUCACUCGUGGAACCAUAGAAGAGAAGGUGUAUCACCGACAGAUUUACAAACAUUUUCUCACUAAUAAAAUAUUGAAGAAUCCACAACAAAGAAGGUUCUUCAAAGCCCGAGAUAUGAAGGAUCUCUUCACUUUGAAUGAUGAUGGAGAGGGUGGUGCUACUGAAACAUCCAAUAUUUUCAGUCAGAUUACUGACGAUGUAAAUGUUGUUGGAGUGCAUAAAGAUGACCAGGAUAAGGGGAAAUCUCUCAAAGUGGCAUUACCAAAUGAUGAUGAUAUCGCUGUCGACAAAGGAAACAACUCAGGGAUUGGACCAUCCAAAAAGAAGGGGAAAGAAAAGGCUGAUCAAAGUGAUAAUGAAGUCGAUCAAGAAACUAACAUUUUGCGGAAUCUUUUUGAUGCUCAUGGAAUUCAUAGUGCCAUGAACCAUGAUGCAAUUAUGAAUGCCCAUGAUGAAGAAAAGAUUAGGCUUGAGGAGCAAGCAUCCCAAGUUGCACAGAGAGCAGCAGAAGCAUUACGCCAGUCACGAAUGCUUAGAAGCCAAGAAAGUAUAUCUGUUCCAACCUGGACUGGGAAAUCGGGAGCUGCUGGUGCACCAUCAUCUGUUCGUCUGAAAUUCGGCUCAACCAUAAACUCCCAGUUGAUCAAUAAUUCAAAACCUUUGGAAGAAUCAUCCAGCAAUGGAGCUAGCAGGCCAAAUGGCUUUGCAGCCGGGGCAUCUGCUGGCAAAGUAUUAUCCUCAGCUGAACUGCUGGCUAGGAUUCGAGGAAACCAGGAGAGAGCAGUUGGUGAUGGGCUUGAACAUCAGUUUGGCAUAGCUUCAAGUUCUGCAAGCCGAGGAAGAGCUGUGGACAAUGAGCCUUCUAGGUCGUCUCUCAACUUAUCUGGGGUGCAGCCAGAAUUGUUGAUUCGCCAGAUCUGUACGUUUCUACAACUAAGAGGUGGAAGUACCAGUUCAGCCAGCAUAGUGCAGCACUUCAAGGACAGGAUACCUUCAAAGGACCUUCCUUUAUUCAAGAAUCUUUUGAAGGAAAUAGCCACUUUGGAGAAAGAUCCAAAUGGGUCUAAAUGGGUAAUAAAACCAGAGUAUCAGCAACAGUAAUUUUUUCAAUGUGGCCUUUGAAAGCAUUGAUUGCUUGCUUCUUCUUUUCAGCAUAUGAUGGAACUAUUCUGGAGCUGCCGUAGUGUUCUUACUUCUUGGUCUCUCAAAAAAAUUAAAUAGGUUACGCUUUAAAAUUACAUCUUCUAUCUUGGGCACAUGAAGUCUCGGUGAUAGUGUGUGCCUCAUUUUGUACAAGACUACACGACAGAUGAUAUCUUUUUACCGUACAGAUUAGUUUUCUUGUACAUUUUUUGCUCAUCCAAGUUUUGCGGCAUUGUAAAAAACUGACAAUGCGGUAUUUUUUUCCCCUUGCAUAUGAGUUAAACUCUGCAAUUUAUUGACUGUAGACUGAUUUUAUGCCAUAAAAUCUUAGAAAGUUGUUGAUCGGCUA